UAGAUUUCAACAAUUCAAAAUUAAUCAGAAAGCUCAAUUUGUUUUCGUAAUCUUGCCGCAGUGAUAUAUAUUUUUUAGAUUUUAACGGCAGGGUGUUUUACUUAGCAUGCGUACCCUUAUUACGCUUAUUGGACUGCACAUAGCAUCUGUUCUGCUCUUUCUUUCGGGAUUUUUCUCCGUGUCUCUGUUGGACACAAUACAGCAUGACCGAGAAACUCCCCACUCUCCGCCACCGCCGCUGUCACGCUUACAACAAUCCGAAAUUUCAACAACGCUUUGCCCAGGUUGUUAUGAAGAUGUUCAGCAACAGCCUGGCGUACCAGGAUCGUCGGGUCCCGAAAAGAACAUCAGCAAACCCUUUGUGGACAAGUUGGUUCUUAUCCUGAUCGAUGCAUUGCGAGCAGAUUUUGUUUUUACCGUGAAAUAUGAGGGGAGUUUCGGGUUUGUCGCGGAACAAAUGCGAAAUGGAAAGGCAUUGGGAUUCAUUGCCAAUGCGCGAACGCCCACGGUUACACUACCUCGUAUCAAGGCGCUAACAACGGGUGUUGUUCCUGAUUUCUCAGAUGUGAUUGUGAAUUUCGGUGCCAGCCGACUCCUAACGGACAGCGUAGUACGGCAGUGGGCCUUAGGUGGUCGGCGGAUGGUGUUCUACGGGGAUGAUACAUGGAUGAAAUUGUUCCCGGAUACUUUUCUCCGCAGUGAGGGCGUUUCAUCCUUCUUUGUCAACGAUUACACGGAGGUGGACAACAAUGUGACGCGCAACAUUGAGAAGGAACUCCUUCGAUCCGACUGGGAUGUUACGAUCGUUCACCUGCUUGGACUGGAUCAUAUCGGUCAUUUGGCUGGGCCGCAUAGUUCGCUGGUUGACCCUAAACUAAGGGAAAUGGACAGAGUUGUUAGGAAGAUGUACCGAUUUAUUGAAAACCAGUCUGGAAAUGGUCUGGUCGUGCUUUUUGGUGAUCACGGAAUGACGGAUACUGGCAGUCACGGAGGAAGUUCCGCGACGGAAACGGAAACCGCAAUGGUUUUUCUUAGUCCAGCUUUCCGCAACGCGAACCCACCAUCUGUUGCAUCCAUCGCACAAGUCGAUUUGGCUUCAACCGUAUCGAUUCUCAUGGGAACAGCAAUUCCACGGGAAAAUACCGGUCGUCCGAUUUUACCCGUUCUGAAACAAUUUCUCCCGGUGGACGCACUGCAGACGGCUUUAUGCGACUUAUAUGCGCAGCUAUCCGUAAGACGCAUGAUUCGCGAUGAAGAAAAACACCGUGAUGUUUUUGGCUUGUGCACGCGGAAUGUUUCGCACAUCGAUGUGGACACAUUCGACAAAAUUCUUGCCACUGAGACCAGAGAAGAAUCGAAGGCUUACAACGUAAUUUCGAUGGGCUGUGCGGUGAUAAUUUUGCUGCUGGUGACAGCUUGCCAUUUAAAAGCUGCGUUAAGAUCAAGAAUGAAAGGUGAAAACCGAGGACAGCGAUGGAUGAUGGCGGUGCUCGUUUUUCAUGCAUCGAGUUUUCUAUCCAGUAGUUUUAUUGAAGAAGAGCACCAGAUGUGGUAUUAUUGGGUGUCAACGGUGUACCUGAUGUUGUUGUGGCGUUGUUUGACGGAAAAAAAGACCAAAGGAAUGUGCUACGUAUUGGGGCUGAUGGUCAUACAAAGAGUUCUCAGGGAAUGGAAUCGAACCGGGGAUAAAUGGGCGGGAUUGCCGGAUGUUGGCGACUGGUUAAGAGAACCUGAUCAUAAUUUUUCCCUGAACGCUGUUGUUGGACUGUCCAUCCUGUCACAGUUGGUGCUUGUCUACAUCACCGGAAAUGCCAGGCGCAGUGUGCCAGGAAUUAUAGCAGCUGGAUUGUACCAGAUAUUCGGAUUAAACUGGGCUGCGUGGAUUGUUUACGGGAACCUGUUUGUGACUGUUUUGUUCGGAAAGCGCACAAAUCCGAGGAGGGCGGACAUAUGCCAGUUUGGACUGCUGUGUCUAAUCACCAUUCUGGUGAGGCCGCACAAUGUUGUUCUUGUGACUGGCUUGAUGGUUAAGGAGCGGUUUAUCCGGAUCGUUUUGAAGGAUUUGGAAAUUCCGAAUCGUUUGAUUUGUUUGAUUUACCACAGUGAAGCGUGGUGUAGUUGGUUUGCAUUGGGGAAUUCCAACAGCAUAUCCACCAUCGACGUCUCGGCCGGCUUUGUCGGUAUUAACUUUUAUUUUGCCCCCCUGCAUGCGGUUCUAAUUUUGCUGCACACAUACUGCGGGCCAAUAUUCUGGCUACUAAGUUUUUGUUGCUUUUUUUCAUUGAACAAACAACCACGGAUUUGUGAUUGGAAAACGGUUCAUUUAGGCUUGGGAAUAAGGAGUUGUUUCGGUUUGAUGGCCUUUCUCAGCUGUACUGUACAGCGGUAUCAUUUAUUUGUCUGGACGGUGUUUGCGCCCAAGAUUCUGUAUGAAAGUGUGCAUAGCGUGGCUUUUUGCUUUUGUAUGAUUGGUGCUUUGUUGUUAAAAAUUUGAUAAAUAUAAAGUGAU
Messenger RNA from Paramacrobiotus metropolitanus, 2509 nucleotides. RefSeq names its product GPI ethanolamine phosphate transferase 2-like. The transcript is spliced from 8 exons. Gene Ontology annotation, biological process: GPI anchor biosynthetic process. Gene Ontology annotation, cellular component: endoplasmic reticulum membrane. Lineage: Eukaryota; Metazoa; Tardigrada; Eutardigrada; Parachela; Macrobiotidae. The coding region runs from base 107 to 2494 and encodes 795 amino acids. The record is from RefSeq and is a predicted model, not a curated record.